Messenger RNA from Rhizoctonia solani, 1467 nucleotides. RefSeq lists its product as uncharacterized. Gene Ontology annotation, biological process: DNA damage response. Lineage: Eukaryota; Fungi; Basidiomycota; Agaricomycetes; Cantharellales; Ceratobasidiaceae. Gene Ontology annotation, cellular component: nucleus; cytoplasm. The transcript is spliced from 9 exons. The record is from RefSeq and is a predicted model, not a curated record. Gene Ontology annotation, molecular function: phosphatase activity. The coding region runs from base 1 to 1467 and encodes 488 amino acids.
AUGGCUGAGAAACCUGCUCGUCGUACUCUCAAGUUGACCAACUUGCCGCCCAAGGGCGAAAUCAAGACGGGCCCACGUACUCCGUCACGUAUCGACCCCAAUAACCCCCCUUGGCCUGCAUACCGUGGGUACCAUGAAUACUCGUUUGCUCAUGCCACAAUGGGAGUCCGGCUGCCCACUAUCCUGGGCAAAGCUAUCGACGAUGUCUGGCGCACAGUCAACGAGACUUCCGAGGAAGAUCAAAUCGUCGAUCUCGUUGACUGUGUCGAGCGUAUGGACGUGUUGAUGACUGAUCUCAGCCAGAACAACAAACUGAGGUUUAUCAUUGACGACGGCGAGGGUGACAUUCCGCUCUGGAACAAGGAAAUCGCCAAGUACUUCCAGGGCAAGGAUUUCAUGACGGCCCCCUGGCUAUUUGCUGAGGCGUAUAAAUACCGCCGUCUACACGAAUGCUUCAGUAUCUCCAAGUACUGGAAGGACUAUGACGUAUUCUUCCGUCAAAAAUGCGACACCUUUUCGCGUUCCUCCCAAGCCGUCUUUGAGCUCUCUACCCGCUUCGCUACGCCUUUCAGCAUCCCUGAUGCCAGCAAAGAGGCCGAGACCGUUCGCCUCAUGUUCCGCGAACUCACUCAAGUCUGUCUCUGGGGUAACUCUACCGAUCUCUCUUUGCUUAUCAACAUGACCGAGGAGGAUAUUAAGAAGCUGCAGUCGACGGGUGGUGACCAUCUCGCUGCGACUGAGAAGAACAUUCUUGGCAAUGACUUGGACAAGCUUUGCGAUACAGUCACGCAACUCAAGGGUGGCCGAAUUGAUUUCGUGCUUGACAAUGCUGGAUUCGAGUUCUUGCCUCCUUAUCCCGUCCUCGCCAUAGCCGACUUCUUGAUUCAAUCUGGUCUUGCCUCUCAAGUCCGCUUCCACGGCAAGCGUUUCGCAUGGUUCGUCUCCGACGUGACCCGCAAGGAUUGGGACUGGCUCUUGAAUUCUUGUGUGUACGGAAACUUGUUCCCCACAGCCACCGAGGAGGAGAAUGCUAGUUUGAAAGAGAUGGGCAAGAGGUGGAAGCAGUACGAGAAGGAGGGCAAGUGGGUGUAUGAGCAGCAUGCUUUCUGGUGCACUGGCUUCACGUUCUGGGAUCUCCACUCCGAGGCACCCGAUCUAUUCCUCCAUCUCUCGAAGUCUGACCUGGUCAUCUUCAAGGGUGAUCUCAACCAUCGCAAAUUGACCUAUGAUUGCCACGCACCCGCCAACACGCCAUUUGAUGAGUCGAUUGGCCCAAUGGCGUCUGCUGCCGGCGCGCCCCGUGUGUGCUCAUUGCGUACAAUCAAGUCCGACGUAGUGGUCGGUCUUGAAUCGAAUGCCAUGGCCGAGAAAUUGGACAAAGAGGAGCCUGGCUGGAAGAUUUCGGGCAAGUAUGCCGUCGUGCUGCUUAGUGAGGGACGACCAGGUGAAAAGGUCAAGUUUGCUUAA